GGCUCGAACACGGUCACUUGCAAGUUCGACCGCACCUGCAACCUCCCUCACUGCGCGUACACGCACCCCAGCGGGCGCGAGAUCGAGGACCUGCCGAUGAACGUCAUCUGCAGGUUCCUGCGCCGCUGCACGCGCCCAGGCUGCUUCUUCGUGCACCCGAGCGGCCGCGAGCUAGACGAGAAUGCCCAGCUCGGGGUGUGCAACAGAGGGCAGGAGUGCAACGCGCCCGACUGCUCCUUCUCGCACCCGGAGUCCCGGGUCCCGGUCACGAUCCGGCUCACCAGCGACCCCCAGAAGGGGGGCGGUGCCCAGGGCCACGUCAGCACGCCGAAGGUCCGGGUCGGCGGCUUCCCGCCCGAGUGGUCCGCGGAGGGCAGCGAGGCCCUCGUGUCGCGCCUCUUCGAGGAGCUGGUGGCCUUCGGCAGCCUGGUGGCGCCGCCGGAGCUAUCCGAGGAUGCGCGCCCUCCUGCUGCAGGGGCAACAACUAGUCAGUGUGGAGAGCCGGAC
Prorocentrum cordatum is the source of this 507-nucleotide messenger RNA. NCBI's taxonomy places the organism in Eukaryota, Dinophyceae, Prorocentrales, Prorocentraceae. The record is from the annotation of a GenBank genome assembly.